Messenger RNA from Cataglyphis hispanica, 4112 nucleotides. RefSeq lists its product as uncharacterized. Bases 292 to 3051 code for a protein of 919 amino acids. Gene Ontology annotation, molecular function: protein binding. The record is from RefSeq and is a predicted model, not a curated record. NCBI's taxonomy places the organism in Eukaryota, Metazoa, Arthropoda, Insecta, Hymenoptera, Formicidae. The transcript has 6 exons.
AGUCUUGCCGGUGAACAGGUCGCGGAGUCGCGAGAACGGGGCUUCUUCCCUCUCGUCGAUCGGUGGCAGGCGGUAUCGGUAUCGGUUUCUCUCUCGCGUCGGGUUCGCUCUGAAACAGACGGCCGUGUGAGUCGCGUCGUCGACCGUUUUAUUUAUCAGUGCGUUUCCGCAUUCACGGACGCGUGGUAAAAUCCGCGAAUUAGAUCGGAAUUACCGAUGACGUAUCGCUUUAAUCGCAAGACUAUGUUCGCGACGAGCAAUAACGUUCUUUGAUCGAAGCACACUUUAACUAUGCGUCUUUUCAAACGUUAUACAGCCGAUACGAGCCCGCAGCUUGUUUCGGCUGUACCUAUCUCCCAAGAUAUUGCCGCUACUGUCGAAAGUAAUACACCUGAGACAUCGGAGAAGAAAUCAAAGACAGACGACAGAUUGGAAGAUAAUCUUCCCAUUAAAGAGAAUAUCGACACGCAAAAGGAACCGGUGGAUUCCUCUAUUCUAACUCGUAAAGGAAUUUCAACUUGGGGACGAAAGAUGGGUCGGAGAUGGGAUCAAAUGAAGAGAUCGGACAGUUCCGAAUUGCUUUCGGUAUCGCGACGGCGACGACGAUGGAGCCCGCAUCGGAAGAGCAGUUACGAUGAAACGUCGAACGAAAAAGAAAACGGUAAUAGCGAGUUCCUGAGGCCAAAAAGAAUUCCCAGGGUAGAAUCGUUGAGAAACUUCUUUAGGACUGGCGGCGAACAUUCUUUCAAUUCCAAGAGUCCUGCGAGAAACGCGACGAUACAAGAGGAAGACAUCGUCGAAAUCAGACAUUGCCCGAUGGAGAAGACUUUGAGCGAAGGAGCGAUCAAGAAAAUUCCGUUUCGAGGUAUCUACUCCGAGAAUAUCGACGCUAGCGAAUUCGCUGAAAUCGAUCGAGAAACGUUCCUUCGUCAAAAGAAAUUGCAGCUUAGUCGUAGUAUUCAGGAUCUUCAAGAGCAGCGAAGAGUCUUGGAUUACAUACUCAAGAAUCAGGAGAUUUUGAAGACGCAACGAGGCGACGCGUUCGUGAGAGAAACACUGGAGAACGUUGCUAUGAAUUGGAAGCAAAUCUCCAAUUCUGAUUGCGCUUCCACGGAAGAAACGAAGAGCGGCUCGACGCGAAUGCCUGAUCAUCAAUCUGCUGCCGUUAACGCCAAUGAAUUUAAGGAAAACGUUUGUCAUCCCCAAGGAUCCUCCGCCGCGCUGACCGGUUUGGAAGAUUUAUUGAGCAAUUUACGCAUAGGUUGCGAUGAAAGUGGCUACGAUUCAGAUAGUACACGAGCCGGUGCGGAUUCGCCGGACAGUGAAAAAUUGACAGUACCUUCGUUGUCAAAGCCGCGUAGUUUCUCAUUAACGUCCGACGAUUAUCACGGUUUGCCGCUACUGUUUCGUAGUGAUGCCUCGCGGAAAAAAGAGGCAGCGAUCGACUCAAAUUCAUCUGGAACGUAUACUUCGACAGACGUUGAACAAGUUGACAUUGCUGUCGACGCCGUGACAAGCAGUGCUUCCUUCAAUGCUUCGACUACAACGCAAUCUACCACCUUAAUGUCGGAAGACGACACGGAUAGCUGUGAUGAUGAUACUUUUGCCGAUCUUAUGGAAUAUCAAUCAGAUUUAACAAGAAGUUAUUCUAAAAGCGAAGCGGAUUUCUUUCCGCAGUGUCACGAGGAUCUAAUGAAAGCAGCAUCUUCCGCGACUUCCGCUCCACUUGGCGAAGAUUUAAUGAAACUCAAGAUGAUGGAGAGUAAUAAUCCCAAUGUUAUUCUGACACAAUAUGACGCUUCUGACGAUGCUGAUACACGUGGCAUUGAUGAUGCCAAGACAAAGGUCAACUUCAGGGAGAGAGAAGCUUGUGUAACGCCAACAAAUCAUGUACCUCAGAUGAUCAGAUUUCAGAAUGUAUUGAAAGAUAAGAAAUAUAGAAAUCGCAAGUGCUCCAGUCCGAGCGUAUUACAUCUUUUAGAGCACGCCGCAUCUCCGUGUAACGACAGUCCUCCGGCUAAUAAAGCUUCUUCUCUAUCUAAGACGAUGACUAACCCACUACGAUAUUACAGCCCGAAGAGAUCACGCUCCACUCUGGAACUCGAUACAACAGACGUGACGAGGAACGCGGCGAAGAAAGUGUUGACAUUGAAUGCUUGCGAGGCCGCUUUUCCUACAAUUUCCAAGACAAAAACCCUAGUACGACGCGAAUUAAAAACGAUGAAACUCACGGUGAACUAUAACGAGACCCCGGCGGGUCUCGGUAUUUCGGUGGAGCGACACGAGGCGGCCAGGCCGUUUUACGUGAUCGCUAGGAUGGAUCCAGACGGAGAAGCAGCUAGAUCGAGACAGUUUUGUAUUGGUGAUGAGAUCGUCCGAGUCUGUGGACGUAGGAUACGCGGUAUGUCGAUGACAGAGGCGCGAAAUGCUUUGCGAAGCUGCGUUGGCACAGUCGAGUUGCAGGUAGCGAGGGAGCCGAAGAAAAUCGGCGAUACCUGGGGCGAUGUCUUGACGCGAACCCGAAGCGAUCCCGAUUCGUGGAUUUUGAAGAGCCAGAGAACCGAAUUUCAGCCGGCUUUUCGCGCAUCAUCUUCGACAAACGCCAGCUCAUCUCUUGCCAUUGAUGAGACGACUACCACUAUCCGGAAAAUAACGGGGAUGAAAAAGUUCCAGAUCGUGAGGAAACGAAGCGCCGAAGCUCCCGCCGUUCAACGAGGUUCCAGUUUAGCCAUGGAUCUGCUGACAGUUGUAUUAGUAAAGGGCGCGCCGAAGAAAUUGGGCUUCUCCAUUGUUGGUGGUGUGGACAGCAAUAAAGGGCGCAUGGGUAUUUUCGUGAAAGAUAUUAUGCCUGAUGGACAAGCUGCGGAAGAAGGUACUCUGAGAGCAGGGGACGAAAUUUUAGCCAUCAAUGGCUCUUCAUUAGACGGACUAACGCAUGCCAAGGCGUUGCAGAUGUUCAAGAACACUAAAGCCGGAAACUUGAUACUUCACGUUGCGCGAAGAGACCCGACGCAUAAACGGUUGUGUCACAAACUAUGCAGUUUAGAAUAAUGCGAUGUUUAAUUUUUAACACACCGAUACAUCACGCAAUCAAAAUCGUAUGAUUGCCUCAAUAAAUUAACGAAGUCUACCGACGAGUGAAACUAUUGCCAUUACCGUCAUUAUCGAAUUAAUCUUAUUACUAUAAACAGAAAUGAAUUUGAACAAUUUGAGAAAUUUUUUUUUAUAUACGACUUUUUCUAGGAUCUGUUAAAUUAAUAAUUUAUAUUUCAAAAAGAUUAUAUACUAAUGAUAUCAUGCGUUUAAAAUAACUUAUAUACAUCUUGAUUAGCAUUUUAAUAUAUUUCCAAUAAUAAUUUAUAUGCAAAACAAUAAAUGUAUAUAUAUGUAGGCUGUAAUCAAAUCAUAAUUGUGAUAACAAUUGAUUAUUUUUACCAAUGGAUAAUAUUUGUAAUCCACUUCUUUUUCUAAUAGAUUUUUUUUUUUUUUUUUGACAAAUAAGAAUAUUUAGCUCUAUGUAUAAUAUUAAUUUUGAAAUCUCUGAAACAAAAUCUCAGAGAAGAUAAUGAAAAGAUGUCUCCAUUUAUUUACAUAUUGCAUAUUUAGCUUAACUUGUUUCAAAAAAAGGAGGAAAAUAAGGAAAAUUAAAUUAUAUAUUGCUAUUAAAAUAUUUGCAUUCUAGGAACACAGUCUAUUUAGUUAAAACGUUAUAUUCUAACGUUAGAGAUAUUAAUUAAGGAAAUAGAAUAGUGCGAUAACAAUAUUAUGUAGCUUUAUAACCAUAUCCUGUUAGAUGUAGUAUGCUAACAAUUUGGAAUAUGGUUUGACUUAACAGCAUUGUAGGAUUUAAUAUAUGUUUUUAUUUAAAAACAUAUUGAGUAAAUCGAACUACGUGAAAACUAAAAAAAAUAUCUAGUUUUGUCCGACACAUAAAUCAUUGCUCGCGUAUCGUAACUACAAUAAUUAGUAAUUCUCAUUAAGUUAUUUGUUAAGAGACUGACAUAACGAAUGUCUACCUGCAAAAUGCUGUGAUAUCAAUUAUAGUCGUAUCGGCACUGUAUAAUAUUAUUACUGUAUAUUUAAUAAUAAAUGUGAUGUUAAAUAUAAAAAUA